GAAGAUAACAAGAUGGUUGUAAAGAGGAAAACAGAAUUGGGAGGGGCGUUUUCUGUAGCAAGCUGGAUACUAUUUGUUGGCUUGUUCUCUGCGUUGCUGUAUGAGAUUAUUGCAAAGCGCACAUUUGAGGUACACAAAGUCAAACCAACCAAUGCUCCAGACUUGCAGCAGUUUGACAAUGAUAUGGAAUUCAAUAUAACCACAGUCUCUAGCAUGACCUGUUCUCAUUUACGAGGUCCCACUGUUUCAAUUAAAUGCAACCACUGUCGGAUUCCAAGAGAUGACUUCUAUAUUUCCUGGCAUUUUGUGGAUCUCCCAAAGAGUCCUGCCAGUGCAGUGGGUUUUCAAUUCAAUCUGACGGCAAGGGAUCAUAUUGAUGAUGCACACGUCAGCUAUGUCAGUGGUACCUUAGCACCAGGAAGCUAUAGAGAUGGUGGACUAGAAACAUUAAGGGGUCCAGAUAUGAAUUUAUUGAAGAUUAAUUUAUUCCCUACAAAGUUCAAUUAUAAACAUCAAUUAAAGAUUAUUCAACCUUUGCUGCACGACUACAUACCAGGCUCAUCAUUUUCUGAUAUUGGGACUCUGCAAACAUCUUUUCAGAACUCCAGGGAUGGACUAUUGAAUAUUACUCUGAUUGUUAGAUAUCUUUCUGAUUACAUUGUGGAGGUUGACAAACAACUUGUGUUUGGAAUUGUGACUUUCCUGGCAGAGAUUGGUGGACUUUCUGUAACAAGCCUUGCAGUUUUUCUUUGCUUGCUAUCACAAUGUGAGGCCAGAUUUAAGAGUCUGCGUUUUGAAGAUACGGUAAUGAGGAACAUCAGAAGACACAAACGUGCUCAACGCCAUUGGGAUAAGGUGAGGAAAUAUGUCAGUUACACUUGGGGGCAGAGUACUGUCAAUUUAACAAAUGCAAGCAACUGACAUGUAGAAUGAAGGUGAAAGAGAAGUCUGAAGGUUUUCCAUAAAGAAAUCUGGAAUGGUUAUCUUGUUCGGAGGAUUAGAGGAAUUUGGUUUUACAAUAUCCUGAGGGCGGCAGCUGAACAGCAUAGGGUGAAAGUAUCAGGCAGCACCUACCAAUGAAUUAGGGGUAGCAAUCGCCAGGCACCAACUGCUCCCAAGUCUCAUGAGCCUUAAUAUUAAACUUUAGGUGUUAGAUAUGUAAAUACCUUAAAAUUGUCUGGUAUGUAUGUAAAUUUUCCAUUUAUUUAGCAGUUAUAAUAGCCCAUUGAUUUUUUUUUGUUAAGAUAAACACUAAUCUAGAUGCAUUAGACUUGAUGAGCUUUCGGUUGGAGGUGAGUCAUAAAUAUUUUUUUUUUAUGUUGCAAUAUGGAGUAGUUGGUUCCUGAAAAUCUAUAAGAUUCUGAUGAGCAAACUGAA
Molecule: messenger RNA, 1377 nt
Organism: Phalaenopsis equestris
Lineage: Eukaryota; Viridiplantae; Streptophyta; Magnoliopsida; Asparagales; Orchidaceae
Source: RefSeq, a predicted model, not a curated record